AUGACACGAUAUCCACAACGAACCAGAGCAGAGCUUGCAGGAGAAGCUCAGACGACAGACGGCCCUCCGAGUCCGUGUGCACCUGCGACACAAUACCAACAUUUCAUUCCACGGUUCAUAUUGCGAAGAUUCCAAGUCAGACCUGUGAAGUCCAAAACAGAACGACAAAAAGAAUUUCAACACACCGGUGUUCACUACUAUGACGUUGCUACAGGUAGUCUUGACGUUCGUCCUAUUGGAAAGGUUUAUGGCCUGGAGAAUGCCUACCAGGACGUCCGCAACACUGAUGAUAUCAACGAACUAGAGAAGAAAUUAGCGGUCCUCGAAGGUCAGGCAGCCUGCAUUAUCAAGCACUUGCAUGAAGCGCUUUCUCAGGGUACUUUGACUCUGAAGCGGAGGUCGCUAGAGGACCUGCGGAAGUUCCUAUUUAUCAUGCAUUAUCGCAAUGUAUCGUGCUCCGACAUCUACUUUCAAGCGGAUCACCCGGAGAACGCAAGGAGCCGUCGGUGGAUUGAGUCCUUCAUGCAGGCGAAGGGUCUUCAUUCUGCUGCCGAAAUAUGGCUAUACUUCCUCAGAUACUAUCUGGAUACAUCUCAUUCAAACAUCAUGCGAGAUGCUGCAGAACUCGUAGAGAAGUACGGCGAAGGUGGUCUUCAAAGAAUGAUGAUUGAAUCGCAUAUCCCACCUGAUCUCGAACACUUCCCAGCUUACACUUACUACGUUCAGGCGAAUAGCUACUUUCUCAGUAUCUGGGAAGCCGCAGAGGGAGAAGAAUUCAUCAUCACAUCCCACGCAUUUGGUUUAUGGGAAGGUUUGGGAUUUGGCUUCCCUGGCCUGCACUGCAUAUUCAUAGUCAGCCCUCGCAUUGCUAUCGUCCUGCGUCAUGUGCUAUCGCGUCCAGAAUUGAAAGAACAUAUGAAGCCUGGUGCCUUCGUGAGCUCCUUACUCCACGUGAAUCCAGCACCGCCAACUCCCAUUUACACCUGUGGAGAACACGGUACACAUAUCGACCAAGUAAAUUUCCAAUCUGCGAUGGCACUUGCACGUUACAGAUCCUCCAAGAAAGGGGAGCAUGACAGUUUUGUGUUCAAGAUCACAAAGCUGUCACGAUCCCAAACUUUGGAAUUCAAUUCCGUUCUAUUGGUGAACGUGACGAAGACAGGCUCCUUGACCUUCCUGUCAAGGGGGAGUAUGCUUCGC
Suillus fuscotomentosus is the source of this 1200-nucleotide messenger RNA. RefSeq lists its product as uncharacterized. The transcript has 2 exons. Lineage: Eukaryota; Fungi; Basidiomycota; Agaricomycetes; Boletales; Suillaceae. The record is from RefSeq and is a predicted model, not a curated record. The annotation marks the transcript as partial.